UGUCCGGCAAAAAAACAACCCCCUAUCGUCUCUGUGGUGCCAGACGGUAACGCUGUGGUGGAUGUGGAAAAUGCCAUGGGGGGACGGCCAAUUCCAAUCGGCUGUUCCCCUCACGGCACUCGUAGCCACCAGUGGCCAGUGGGGCUCUGGACAGGUGCGAGGGGCUGGUAACCCCUCCACCUUUAAUUUACUUACCACAAAACCACAAAAAAUAUCGAAAUAAGUUUGUGCCGGAGGCCGCAUGGGGACAUGCGUCUAUAACAUCUCCUGGUCAAACCCCAUUUGGUGGAGCCAGGAGACUGAACCCGUGCCCUCGGGUUUCCUCCAGAAAUGUCAAAAAGGCUCUCCCCGAGACCUAUUCUACUCGUGCCACCACUCGGGUCCACCGAUUCAUCUUUUCUCGUGCCUGCAGACACCGCGCUACCCACAAGGAGGUCUGUGCUUCCUCCACUAUGGGCAGUACAAAGCACAUUUCGUGAACCAGGACCAGCAUCCUCUCCAUCACUUACGAACCCAGCGCCGCUUCAUCCAGCUGAGGUCACCAGCGGCGCUUGGCUGAGUGGACGCUCUUCUCUCUGCGGCUGCCCCAGUUCCGCAGCCUCUCUCGCGUCCCCGAGGUUGAUCUCCGGGUCCUCUCCACCUGGGACGUUCUGGAUGAAAACUUCUUCAUGGUCGGAAGUCGUCGACAGAGUCGACGAUGGCCAAGGCGCUGAUCCGUCGUCACAAAACUACGCUGAUGAGAUGGAUCAGCAGAGACCCGACCCAUCUGCUGGACGAGCUGGACAGCAGAGGCCACAUCCAGCGCGAGCUCUACAAGGCAGCCAAUGACAUCGCCGACCGCAUGAAGCAGGCACGGUCGCUGCUCGACCACUUUAUUGACUGCAGCGAGGAGGGGUGCGAGAAGCUCCUGCGGACGCUCAGAGUCGUGUGCGAUCACUACCCCUCGGAGCUACGCACGUGGUUGGACGAGAACGCCAACAGCAUGGCCACGGAGAAGUUCACGGAGCCAGGAUUUUCCAGUAGCUGCUUUUCACAUCAAACCUCGUAUAUGAAAUGUACCGGAUGGUGCAUGCAGGAAGAUACAACUGCUGCAAGGUUUGGACAAGACGUGCCUCCUUAUCCGGCAGUGGACGCGACUACGCAAACUGAUAGAGGACCUAUGGAAAUGUCUGCCGUCGACAGUGAUAUGCUCACAUCCAAAGUUGCGGAGGUGUUUACUGUAUGGAAACAAGAACUGACAAAGACCUGGGAGAAUUCUCUAUUUGCAAAAAUGAAAACAAUUGAAGGCAACAUUAAAGAGACAAAUGAAACAAUGAUCAGGGAAAUUAAGGUGAUUUCAGAGCAGCUGGAGGUCUUAAAGGAAGGUGUGCCUAUAUGUCAAAAUUGUGCAAAUGUUAAUGUAAGUGGCCAACCUUCAGCAGAGUUACUUGUACCACCCAAAGAUAGAAUUGUAUUGAGCAACCAACUGACCCCACAGCCAGAGUCGCAGAUUUUGAAGACAACACCAACUUCGGACGUGUUCACCGCCUUCAGCGAAAAUGGACCAGACCAAACCGCGAUGGACACCUCUGACGAUUCAGCGCCAGUCGAGGAAGAAUCGGCAUUUCAUUACUCCCCCGUGCCAAAGAGCAAGUUGUCAACGUGCCAUUUGGAAAAUGUGGAAACGUAUGCAGCUUUGUUCAGUGGAGCGCCAGGUGCAGGAAAGGUCUCGCCCAUUACUGAAGCGACCGCAGCAGAGGCUGCUGCUGGAGAUGUGUUAGGAACGUUAGAAAAUCGACAGAAAACAAGGGAGCGCAAGCAAAAGAGCCCCACUAAAAAGAAGGGCACCGUACAUUAUCACAUGCGUGACCACAAACAUGGCUCUACGGAAUCUGCCUUAUGCAAGAAAAUGAAACCCAUGCAUAUCCGAAAACGGCAGAGCUCAGCGAAGAAAGUAAAAUCCACGGGUGGAGAUGCUGUGAUCAGUGAGUAUCCUUCCGUAGUCAACAGGAAGACAAGAAUAAUAAGAAGCAUGUGCCAUGAAAGACUUUGACAGCAUUACCACUGAGAACCCGAGUGUCAAACAAGAUUGCAAGAAAAUGUUCCUAAAACCAAGGGCACGUGUCAUGUACGUUUGUUGAACUUCUUUUGCACCAUAUGUGGCUAACCGUGAUAAUUGGAGGUGCAGUGUCAGGUCCAUUCCAUAAGCUGAGCACCGUGAUAAUCUUCGUAAUCAUCUUCUUCUCCAUCCCGUCCCUCCUCUAUAGCCCUUUCAUGAUUUCUCAGCACCCUCUGUUAGGUUACUCAUUUCUCACUGUCACUCAUUCCUCAGCGAUUAAAAACGAAGGACUCAAGGGUGCUGUGGUGGCUAGGAGAUGUUAACUCCCUCGCCUGGUGUACAGGAGGUCGUGGCUUCAAUACCAACCUCGACGCCUGCUGUGUAUUUGGAGUCUGCGUCUCUCUCCCCUCGUGAUCAUGUGGAUUUUUCUCCGAGUCCAUCAGUUUUCCCCUCCACGUUUACAAUUAACGUCACCCGUGUAGAGUUUUUGGCUGUUAUAAAUAUACACAUGAUAAGACACUAAAUUGGGCUAUAAUUUGUGGUCAAGUCAUUUUUGAAAAAGAGCUACAUAGCUCAGUGGGCCUUAUCUGGUAGAAUAAAAAAAAAACUUUUUAUAUAUAUAGUUUAGUUUCAAUCCUUGCACUGCCCCUGCCAACUACGUAAUUUCAUUGUCAUUAUGCAAGCUACAUCAAGAGCCCUGAGUGAAGGUAUGUUGAGUAAUAGCACUGGCUGCGGCCGAAAAGUGGUACUGACAGCAUAUGGCAGUACCCACGUCAGCAGGCAACAGUAUAUACGGGGAGAAAGACAACUAAGGGCAAGCUCAGGAAGGGGUAUAUCUAGAAGCCCCGGGAACCUGCUAGUAGGUUCCAAAAGGGGGGUGUGGCCAGAGCGGAGCAAAGCCACACCGGGAGCAUAAGAGGGAACCCUGAGCGGGAGCUCGGGGCUGUUGCUGAAAGUGGAUCCCCUCGCUGUGCUACUGUUCGUCACCAUCGUCGCCGCCGUCUUCACCAUCACAGGGCGCCGAUAGCUAGACAGCCUGCCAACUGUACUAGCUAGAUAGUGCCGCCGACAGUAGACGGCUGUGUGUAAUAUAUAAAAAGUGUGCACCCACGUAGGGUGCGUGUAGUCCCCUUUGUGUGCUAGAAUAAAGAAGGUACCUCAAAUUAUUCCUGUCUCCGAACUGCGUCAUUACAUAUAUUAGAUUCGGUAGAAACUCGGUGUUCCACCGACAUUCCAACUUCAGCCAAAUUUGUGCUUUGUAUCAGGGUAAUAAUUAUAAUCGGAGUUAAAGGGGGCAUGGGCACUGAAAAUAAAACCAAGAUUUUUAGAUGCCUCAUCUAAAUGUGUAAUAUAG
Molecule: messenger RNA, 3392 nt
Organism: Lethenteron reissneri (Far Eastern brook lamprey)
Lineage: Eukaryota; Metazoa; Chordata; Hyperoartia; Petromyzontiformes; Petromyzontidae
Biological process (GO): regulation of apoptotic process
Source: RefSeq, a predicted model, not a curated record